This is a messenger RNA of Asterias rubens (European starfish), 2897 nucleotides long. Its product is annotated as iroquois-class homeodomain protein IRX-6-like. The transcript is spliced from 8 exons. Lineage: Eukaryota; Metazoa; Echinodermata; Asteroidea; Forcipulatida; Asteriidae. The coding region runs from base 862 to 2175 and encodes 437 amino acids. Gene Ontology annotation, molecular function: DNA-binding transcription factor activity, RNA polymerase II-specific; RNA polymerase II cis-regulatory region sequence-specific DNA binding. The record is from RefSeq and is a predicted model, not a curated record. Gene Ontology annotation, cellular component: nucleus. Gene Ontology annotation, biological process: neuron differentiation; cell development; regulation of transcription by RNA polymerase II.
UCUUGUGGAUGGUCUCGUGCUUCCACUUCGACAGAACUACAAUACGCAUCAACACGCCACACAAAAUGUUCAUCGUUGGGUUUGUGUAGCGUGAUAUUCUUCUAAAUGAUAAUGGUUGGCAUGGAAACUGAAAAGAGGUAGACAACGACGAAGAUGGGAAGAUGACAUCAUGGUAUAUUCAGUAACAACAUGGACCAGAACUGCAAGCAAAAUAAAUAAAUAAAUGACAUUUCCAUUGAGGAUGGUUACAUGUAAUGCUUUGGAUCAACACAUCGUACGAAGAACAACGGGCAACAAACCUGAUUGUUUUCUAGGGGAAAACUGGCAGUAGUAAACUGGGAAGCAACAAAAGGCGUGACCACGGACCAACAGUGGACAUCACUGGGCAGUACCAUCAUCAGUCAACUGGCUACCAGGGCGUCUUCUUAACCAGGACAUUCCGUCAAUCAACACACUGACUAAUCCGAUUGGUUCAACGCUUGUGUGUAGCUCCGCCCAUUCGUGACCUCAUACAAUUAAUGGGUUUGUUGCUGACCUUACGUGUACUGUGUGCAGUACGGUCAUUAAAGUCGCACGGUAGCGAAAAACCACACUACAGCCACAACUCGAUUUACUUUCGUCAUUGACAUAGACUUGAACGGGCGACGGAUUUCCACAUUAUUUUUUCCUACGGAAUUUACGGGCGAACACCAGCUGAGAAAAGACACCAACACCUCAUAGCCCUUUCUGCAGCAUGUGUUUUUGGAUCUACACCGGAUAAAGAUAGAGUUAAUUUAGACACUUUCCAACAAGUCGAAUUCAUUGCGUGAUACUUCUAGUUCGUUGCAGGCGAAAAGGUGACACUUUUUAAUUGCAAUCACCAUGUCAACACUGACACAGUUCCAGAUUACCGGCAAGCGAUCCCCAAUGUCCGCAACGGCCCCCGUAGCACCGCACUACGAGAGCGGUCGACCGGUGAUGGUCGACCCCUGUACCGGGCAAUCGGUGUGUUGCUCCCCCGUGGACAAUCGCUCGGCCACGCUGCUGCACCCGGGAGCUACGCAAGGGCUCUCGCCAAUGUACCCAUCACCUCACACGGCAGAGAAAAGCUACUUGCGGUUUGCGGCUGACUCGUCGAUGUAUUAUCCACAAGCUAUAGCAAACAGCAGAGCUGGAUGUUAUCCGUACGACCUGGGCCAGUACCAAUACUACGGAAACAGUUACGGUUCAAUUGAGUACGACGGAGCUAGACGCAAGAACGCAACGCGUGAAACCACUAGUACGCUGAAAGCCUGGCUCUACGAGCACCGUAAGAACCCGUACCCAACUAAAGGAGAGAAAAUCAUGCUGGCCAUCAUCACCAAAAUGACCCUCACCCAAGUCUCCACGUGGUUCGCUAACGCCAGAAGACGCCUCAAGAAGGACAAGAAGAUGACCUGGUCACCGAGGAAUAGCUGCGGCGACGGCGGGAAAGAAGACUACGAUUCUGAGGAUGGUGACGGGAAUGACGUCGAUGAUGACAUGGACGGUUUGGGAACCGAUAUGGAAGGCAGCCUUGGCGGACCACCAUCAGACAUCGAAAGCGACGAGAAACAGUACAAGAUUCCCACCGAUAAAAACGAAAUCGAGUCCGAGAAGCUAACCACAGACAGUACCCGCACCACACCCGUCAUCAGCGACCAGAGGGUACCCCUCGACUACCUGGCGGUUGGCCACGACCGACUUAGCGUAGAUCAGAACUCCCCGCAUCACACACCGGAGCACACUAGUUCUCUCUGUAUCAGGAGAAGUCCAAGCCCGGUCCCGUUGCCUCCAUCAUCUCUCAUCAAAGCAACCUGCCGUCUCACCUCAAGAUCCCCACCGUGUGUUAAAGCACAGACGGAGAAACCCAAGUUCUGGUCCCUCGCGGAUACAGCGUUAUCUAAGAGCCCCGAGCGAACCCGUAAACCCAUCCACGUCAAUGUUACAUCAGACUCUUACUAUAAUAAUCCUCUCAACUCUGGUAGUGUUGUCGCCAAUAUGCAGAGACAUCCAGUGGUUCAACACUCCUCAUCGCAAUACCAAACUCACCCAGUCCCCAGCAGUUUACCGCCCUUCAUCUCAUACGGGUUUCCCCUUGGUGUCUCAACCCUGAGCACAGGACCGUCCGACCACAUGCGGCUCCUUCAGAAAGCCGCCACUGUAAACACGAGAUGAGGAGCCAUCACGCCAGGCCGAUGAGGCCGUCAAUAAGAGUGUCGAAGCCCACACCGAGGUGGUAAAAGGUCAACCUCGGUGUGCCAUUCCAUGAUGAUGACGUCAUUAUCUCACAUUACGCCCCAAGGGUUUUCAACACCGACAUCGAUGAAUAACCAACGCACGCAGAGUACCAUGGAAGAACAUUUUGACGAAAAAAAUUGCGAACUGUUUUAUUUUUAGAAAAAAGUGACAAUGAUUGUUUAGAUCAUUAUUACUCGAAAUAAUGAAAAUUAUUAGUUCCAUUUGACUGUCUUGUCCGCAAAUGUGGUAAUCAAGUGGACUUUAUUAAUAAGCCACCAACAAUUGAUUGUUUAAUGAAACAACACGAAUCCGAAUCAUUCUUUGACUUUGUUGUUUGAUGUUCGGAUAGAUUUGUAUUCGCUGUCGUCUCGCGACCGGAAGAACAUUAGUCAAAAAUACUUUACAAAUAAAAUGGAAUUUCAAAUUCGUGUCCGAAGAUGGCCAAGUCGAAAUAAUUAUCUUUUAAAAGUUGGUUCAAAAUCGUGUUGAUUUAUAAUAUUAAUAAUAAUAAAAUCUAAACCAGACGCAAGGUCAAUAAUUAUAUUAGGGCCUUUUGUAUAGAAAACAAACUUCUUUUGUGAAAAUUAAUUUCUGUAAACAUAUCUUUUUUUAUAUAAGUUAUUUAUGUUGUCAUAAUUGUUUGGUUAAUAAUAAUAAUA